Molecule: messenger RNA, 7904 nt
Organism: Castor canadensis (American beaver)
Lineage: Eukaryota; Metazoa; Chordata; Mammalia; Rodentia; Castoridae
Source: RefSeq, a predicted model, not a curated record
CUAGCCAUAUGGAAUUGCCAUUUUUUGAUAAAAUGGUCAAACAUUGACAGUUUCAUAUAGGUCAGCCUCAUUUUUUUUGUUGUCACAUUGAAAAGUCUUACAAAGGUGGAAUAGUGUGUUUCAAUGAAAUGUUGGCUGAACCGCUUCAUUUAUGGAGGAAAUAGUGUACUCACUGUGUUAAGUAGAUUAACUUAACCUUCUUAACAGUCCUGGGAAUAGGUGGGUCCUAGCAUUUCCCUCUUUUUAGGAUUGCAGAGCGGUGAUGGAGCUGGCCCACGCUCCCAGCGUCCUACCCCCACCAGUCCAGUCACAAAGCUGUGCUGUUCUCAGCACUUCUUGGCCCCACCUUUCUGAUCACACUUGUGAAAAUCCUGGCAAGUGAUACAGCGUGGCUGUCUUUGACAUCACAGGAAAAAGAACUUAAUUUUCCUCUAAGAAUGAAUGAAUUCUUCCACAGUACAAGAGUUUUUGAGUUUUAAAGGUACCUUGUAAUUCCUACCUUACUGCCUUGGAGGGUGCACACUAUCACUUUUUUUUUCAUAAGUACUAAAUACUCCUGUAGUCUUUGGACUUGGGAGCUUUGAGGGUAAAGAUAGAGACUCGUUGGGCUUAGUAACGAAAGUGUAGAUGGCUCUUGCCAUGGAAAAGGAGGGUGAGUAUUACUUCCUGGCACCCAUUACAACCUUGAAAUGCUGUGGCUGUCCAGUAAACCCUACCUCUCCUCUUGUGUUGCUCAACUCUGAGAUGGAAGGGAGGGAAGUGAAUCCUCCCAUGAGGGAGUUUUAUUUAGAAAUUACUCAUCAGCCUCUUACUUGCUGAAUCCCUUGUUGAUAGUGGUGGAGUAAGGCUAGGGGCUUGGGGACCAGGCCCUUGGGAGUUUAUGAAUUAGUCAGGAGCAAUGAUGCCCUUUGGGCCACCUGUUUCUAGGACAGCUGACCUGGCAUGGAGACACAUACAUGACUGUCCUGUCAGGUCAGGCUCCACCUUUCAGGUGUAUUUGAACAUCAGUUUCACUUUAACAUCCACUGAAUAGAGCCAUAAAGCUUACCCGUCGCUUCCCAGGGACUUUUUCUCUUUUUUUCCUUAGCCUCAGAGAUGAGCCCUUGUAGUACAAAGAGAUCCUGUUGUAGCAUCUCAAGUACUGUCACAGGAGGAAAAGCCAGGUAAAUAGUGACUGCGAAGACCUAUGUGACUUCCUACUCAGACUGAGUCAAAAGAAAGGCUGGGCUGUUGGAGACUUGACUGCAAAUGAAUAACACCAAUGGUCCUGGUUUCAUCCUCUGAUGGAUGGAGGGAGGGAAGGGUCAGAAAUGUAUUUUGUAACUAUUUUUUUUCAACACCUUCCCAGUCUUGUGCUUUUAGGUUUUGGUCAAAGUGAAUGGGAGAUUGGAAACCAGUUCCCUUAGUUUAUGGGUCAUGCCUAAGGAUGUCAGGUCUAUGUGCUUGGGGGUCAUAGAGGGCAAAGCCUCUCAAUUCUAGGGGGAGUAGCACAAUCCCAUGUCUAGGAUUAGAUUGGUCCUCUAGUAAGUUGAUUUAUAAGUUCCAGUCUUCUGUGUCCUUGGGAACAAUGGAUGCUCCUCCUCUGUUGAACACCUGUGAGGUUUCAGUUUCUGACUAAGGAAAGUAAAUGAAUGAAAUAUACCCUCACCCUUCAGUAUGGUCUGGCAGGUCACUUACAACACAAAGCAAGCUAAGGUUGUGAUCUGUGUGCUUCAUAUAGUUCUGUGGAGGCAUAGAGAACGGAGUGAGUGUGCUUGGGAAAGUCAGGAGGACUUCACAAGGAAGGCGAGGCAUUUGACUUGAGCUGUCAGUCUUUAAGUCAAUAGAUGGGAAAGUUCUCCACGAAAACUGAGGAGUGCAGAGCCUUGGAAACAGUCAGGGUUGAGGGCAUUUGCGUGGCUCCACAACCUGAGAUCCCUACCCAUUUCGCUUUGUAACCAGCAUGCCAACUCCCCUGCACAGUUGGUUGUUUUUCUUUGUCAUUCUGUGGUCUCAUCAUGAGGACUCAGCAUAACUACUGUUUGUGUGAUUCCAGGUGUGCCCAGUGAGAAAACUAUCCAGCACUUUGCUACUUGGCUUCUCAGUGUGGUGGUGUCCCUCUUUUACUUCCCCCUUCUCACAGCAGUGAGAAGUUCUAAGCUCUUAGAACAUUAAAAAGCAGCUUCCUAUGUUGUCUUUAUGUCAUCUGUUGAGCAGCUUUCUGAGUACCAGAGCUGUAGGACACUGGGGAGGUGCCCCUGGGGAUCCUAGUGACUUUGCUUACUAACCUUCCUCACUGCCCCAGUGGUGACCAGGAACAGGGGCUGCUUUUUUUUCCCUUCUGUCUGUGUGUUUUCCGCUUAGGAUGCCCCAUCUCCUCCUGGGUGUUGGUCAGUAUUUGUCUUUCCUGAAGCUUAGUUCUAAUGGUGUUUGAAUCACAUUCUGCCAGUGCUCUAACUCCAAGCGUGGACCUGAGUUAGGCCCUUGGCUGAUGUCUUGUUAGUGUUUCAGUAUUUGUUGAGGAUAUUCAUGUUUAUAUAGUAAUUAUGCACUCUGUAGUGCCUGAAACUCCAAAGACCAAAGCAGGUUUGAAUGAUUCAAAGUUAGUCGCUUGAGUAUGAAACAUAGUGAGUCUAAAGGCAAACCAGGGAUUCUUUGAAAGCAAAGGCUGUCUGUAGAACAGCAACUUUUUUCUUCUUUUUUCUUUUAGACAGGGUCUCCUUAUGUAGCUAAGACUAGACUGGAACUCGCUAUGUAGCCUGGGUGGCUCAUACUCACCAUCCUCCUGCCCUCAGCUUCUUGAGUGCUGGGAUUACAGGUCCCUUGAGGUGAAUCAUGGCCCUGCAGUUGUGUGGAAAGGAAAGGCAUCCAUCCAGUGGAUUCUUAGGACUCUGGCAAAGGAGCCAGCACCAGCACCUUGCCCACAUCACUGAGGGAGGCUGCAGGCUGGAGCUCUGAAUGGAUUUUGAAAAGUAAAGAAGAAAAACCAGUCUGCUUUUUGUGGGAAGUUGGACAGCGGAAUAAAUGCAGUAUCUAAAUAUAAAAGAGGACUGCAAUGCCAUGGCUUUCUGUGCUAAAAUGCGGAGCUCCAAGAAAACUGAGGUGAAUCAGGUGGUCCCUGAGCCAGGAGUGGAAGUGACAUUCUAUCUGUUGGACAGGGAGCCCCUCCGACUGGGCAGUGGAGAAUACACAGCAGAGGAGCUAUGCAUCAGGGCUGCGCAGGAUGCUGUAUCUCUCCCCUAUGCCACAACCUCUUUGCCCUGUACAAUGAAAACACCAAGCUCUGGUAUGCUCCAAACCACAUCAUCACUGUUGAUGACAAGAUGUCACUCCGGCUCCACUACCGGAUGAGAUUCUACUUUACCAACUGGCAUGGGACUAAUGAUAACGAGCAGUCUGUGUGGCGACAUUCUCCAAAGAAGCAGAAAAAUGGCUAUGAGAAGAAAAAGGUUCCAGAUGCAACCCCUCUCCUUGAUGCCAGCUCUCUGGAGUAUCUGUUUGCUCAGGGACAGUAUGAUUUGAUCAAAUGCCUAGCUCCCAUUCGGGACCCCAAGACUGAGCAGGAUGGUCAUGAUAUUGAGAAUGAAUGCCUGGGAAUGGCUGUCUUGGCCAUCUCCCACUAUGCCAUGAUAAAGAAGAUGCAGUUGCCGGAACUUCCCAAGGACAUCAGCUAUAAGCGAUAUAUUCCAGAAACAUUGAAUAAAUCCAUCAGACAGAGAAACCUUCUCACCAGGAUGCGAAUAAAUAAUGUUUUCAAGGAUUUCUUAAAGGAAUUUAAUAAUAAGACCAUUUGUGACAGUAGUGUAUCUACACAUGAUCUGAAGGUGAAAUACCUGGCCACCUUGGAAACUUUGACAAAACAUUACGGGGCUGAGAUAUUUGAGACUUCCAUGUUACUGAUUUCAUCAGAAAAUGAAAUGAAUUGGUUUCAUUCGAAUGACAGUGGUAAUGUUCUCUACUAUGAAGUGAUGGUGACCGGAAAUCUUGGAAUUCAGUGGCGGCAAAAAACAAACGCUGUUCCUGUUGAAAAGGAAAAAAAUAAACUGAAGCGGAAAAAGCUGGAAAAUAAACACAAGAAGGAUGAUGAGAAAAACAAAGCCCGGGAAGAGUGGAACAAUUUUUCAUACUUCCCUGAAAUCACUCACAUUGUAAUAAAAGAGUCCGUAGUCAGCAUUAACAAGCAGGACAACAAAAAAAUGGAACUGAAGCUCUCUUCCCAUGAGGAGGCCUUGUCCUUUGUGUCCCUGAUAGACGGCUAUUUCCGGCUCACAGCAGAUGCCCACCAUUACCUCUGCACUGACGUGGCUCCCCCACUGAUCGUCCACAACAUACAGAAUGGCUGUCAUGGUCCAAUCUGCACAGAAUAUGCUAUCAAUAAGCUGCGGCAAGAAGGGAGUGAAGAGGGGAUGUACGUGCUUAGGUGGAGCUGCACUGACUUUGACAACAUCCUCAUGACUGUCACCUGCUUUGAAAAAUCUGAGGUGCUGGGUGGCCAGAAGCAAUUCAAGAACUUUCAGAUUGAGGUUCAAAAGGGCAGCUACCGACUGCAUGGCUCGGACUGCAGCUUUCCCAGCUUGGGAGAACUCAUGAGCCACCUCAAGAAGCAGAUCCUGCGCACAGACAACAUCAGCUUUGUGCUGAAACGCUGCUGCCAGCCUAAGCCCCGAGAAAUCUCCAAUCUGCUUGUGGCCACUAAGAAAGCCCAGGAAUGGCAGCCUGUCUACCCCAUGAGCCAGUUGAGCUUUGAUCGGAUCCUCAAGAAGGACAUUGUGCAAGGAGAACACCUUGGCAGAGGCACGAGAACACACAUCUACUCUGGGACACUGGUGGAUUACAAGGAUGAUGAAGGAACUGCUGAAGAGAAGAGAAUAAAAGUGAUCCUCAAAGUCUUAGACCCCAGCCACAGGGACAUUUCUUUGGCCUUCUUUGAGGCAGCCAGCAUGAUGAGACAGGUCUCCCACAAACACAUUGUGUACCUUUAUGGUGUUUGUGUCCGAGACGUGGAGAAUAUCAUGGUGGAAGAGUUUGUGGAGGGAGGACCCUUGGAUAUCUUCAUGCACCGGAAAAGUGAUGUCCUCACUACACCAUGGAAGUUCAAGGUUGCCAAACAGCUGGCCAGUGCCCUGAGUUACUUGGAGGAUAAAGACCUGGUUCAUGGAAAUGUGUGUACUAAAAACCUUCUCCUGGCCCGAGACGGCAUUGACAGCGAGAUAGGCCCAUUCAUCAAACUCAGCGAUCCUGGCAUCCCUGUGUCUGUGCUGUCCAGGCAAGAGUGCAUAGAGCGCAUCCCGUGGAUUGCUCCUGAGUGUGUUGAAGACGCCAAGAACCUGAGUGUGGCUGCGGACAAAUGGAGUUUUGGAACCACACUCUGGGAAAUCUGCUACAAUGGCGAGAUCCCCCUGAAAGACAAGACGCUGAUUGAGAAAGAGAGAUUCUAUGAAAGCCGCUGCAGGCCAGUGACACCAUCCUGCAAGGAACUGGCUGAUCUUAUGACCCGCUGCAUGAACUAUGACCCCAAUCAGAGACCCUUCUUCCGAGCUAUCAUGAGGGACAUUAACAAGCUUGAAGAGCAGAAUCCAGACAUUGUUUCAGAAAAAAAACCAGCAACCGAGGUGGAUCCCACCCAUUUUGAAAAACGCUUCCUGAAGAGGAUCCGUGACUUGGGAGAGGGGCACUUUGGGAAGGUUGAGCUAUGCAGGUAUGACCCUGAGGGGGACAACACAGGGGAGCAGGUAGCCGUCAAAUCCCUGAAGCCUGAGAGUGGAGGUAACCACAUAGCUGAUCUGAAGAAGGAAAUAGAAAUCUUAAGAAACCUCUAUCAUGAAAACAUUGUGAAGUACAAAGGAAUCUGCACAGAAGAUGGAGGAAAUGGUAUCAAGCUCAUCAUGGAAUUUCUGCCUUCUGGAAGCCUGAAGGAAUAUCUUCCAAAGAAUAAAAACAAAAUUAACCUCAAACAGCAGCUAAAAUAUGCCGUUCAGAUUUGUAAGGGAAUGGACUAUUUGGGUUCUCGGCAGUAUGUUCACCGGGACCUAGCAGCAAGAAAUGUGCUUGUCGAAAGUGAACACCAAGUGAAAAUUGGAGACUUUGGCUUAACCAAAGCAAUUGAAACUGACAAGGAGUACUACACAGUCAAGGACGACCGGGACAGCCCUGUGUUUUGGUACGCUCCAGAAUGUUUAAUACAGUGUAAAUUUUAUAUUGCCUCUGACGUUUGGUCUUUUGGCGUGACCCUGCAUGAACUGCUUACUUACUGUGAUUCAGAUUCAAGCCCAAUGGCUUUGUUCCUAAAAAUGAUUGGCCCAACUCAUGGCCAGAUGACAGUAACACGACUUGUGAAUGCAUUGAAAGAAGGAAAACGCCUGCCAUGUCCACGCAACUGUCCCGAUGAGGUUUAUCAACUUAUGAGAAAAUGCUGGGAACUCCAACCAUCUAAUCGGACAACCUUUCAGAACCUUAUUGAAGGAUUUGAAGCACUUUUAAAAUAAGAAGCAUGAGAAACUGUUAAAUCCCACUGUUUAUCAAGUUAUCCUUCCUCAACGAAUACCCAAGCCAUUUAAAAAAAUUAUGGAGUUUGUUUUUUUCUAAAAAAGUCACUUAGCAAAUCCUUGAGUACAUACACAUGUAUCAGGCACACUGGUGCUUAACGUGUAUGAAACUUCCUCUUUAAAUCUGGCUACUCUUAAAUUUAGUGAUAAAUAAUGACAGCCAAAAUACUAAAAGCACUUAAGCGCUCCUCCUUUUGGCAAGACUGUACCACCAUUUCAUCAAGCUCAUUUACAGUCGUAAUUGCAUAACAAAAUAAGAGAAACUGACCCCAGUAAUGUCUGGAUGGUUGCUCUUCCCAGCUGCCAGAUGAUCGCAAGUGUUUUUCUGGCACACUUAUCUUAGCUAAAAAUUGGUGGACUUAGCUGAUAUUCACUCAUGUCAAUGUCUAUACCCCGAAUUCUUAACAUAUUAGAUACCAGUUAGUCUGCUAUUAUUUCUAGUCAAAAGUGAGUGUACUCUGUCACCAGUAGGACUAAAACUUCAAGCAACUAGUCCAGUGACUCAGCCGCUAUUCCUUGGCUGACCAUGGCAGCCACUGUUGAACAAACUGGUUCUUCACAGGGGACAGUAAUGAGAUAGACACCCUGAUGCAUGUCACUUCUUGAGUACUGAGUCUGUGCCAGUGCUUUCCUAGGCAGUCUCACCAGACGGGACCCCCCCCUCUCCUGCACCCCCCAGAGCCUGGAUGCUACCACAUGUGCUUUCAAGGACCGUCAAUGCAUACCCCUUUAUAACUACCACUUUGGGGCAAGCUGUUCUAGCUUUGGGUUUGGAUGCUGUCUGCAAACAAUAUAUGCCAUAUGUUGCACUGUUCUUAGAGUGUUUCAAUGCUUACCACCGUCUACAUGGGUCGAUCACUGUUUUGACCGCCAGCUUGUGGUGCAAAACUUGAGAAAAUACCCUGAGGCACUCUGGAAUUCAGGCUCCACUAGACCGUAUUCAGAUUGCUUGGAAGAAGCUGGGUAAUCAAAAAUGGUUAGUUUCUGCCUGACAUGGUGGCACACUCUUGUAAUCCUAGCACUCAGGAGGCUAAGGCAGGAGGAUUAAGAAUUUGAGGCCAGCCUGGGCUGCAUAGUGAGUUCCAGGCCAUCCUUGGCUACAUAGCAAGACCCCGUCUCAAACAGAAACAAACAAAAGAACAAGAUAAAAUGUUUAGUCUCUGAUUGAUCAUGAACCAUAAGGUUGUUUUGACUAAGAAUCUGAAAAACUUUGUUUAUGCUAUCUAGUACUUAUCUGGUAUCUUUUCACCUUUUGAGCCCUCCAAAAGAGUUCAGGGUUGCUUAAUGGCAACAGUAAACUUGUCAUGUAAAUUCAUUCAGUAGCCCUAUAUCCCCAAAGUCCCAAACCUGUGGUCAUCUAUAUGCACUUUGUUUACUCUU